Molecule: messenger RNA, 2023 nt
Organism: Rana temporaria (common frog)
Lineage: Eukaryota; Metazoa; Chordata; Amphibia; Anura; Ranidae
Gene: B3GAT1
Product: beta-1,3-glucuronyltransferase 1
Exons: 7
Coding region: 599-1603 (334 amino acids)
Biological process (GO): carbohydrate metabolic process; chondroitin sulfate proteoglycan biosynthetic process
Cellular component (GO): Golgi membrane
Molecular function (GO): galactosylgalactosylxylosylprotein 3-beta-glucuronosyltransferase activity
Source: RefSeq, a predicted model, not a curated record
GAUUUGGUAUAGACCUAGCACUGUGCAGUUGAUUCUGUCUCUAUGCAAGCAUCUCCUUCUCUGUGCUGCAUGCUAGAGGAGCUGAGCUUUGUCUUGGUCUUUGAUGAGAGAAGAAGCCCCCCUUUUUUUUUUCUCCUCCAUGCAGCAAGCAGAAGAGGUGACCCUCUCCAUCCCUGUGUGUCUGCAGAAUACAGAAGCCCAGAGCCUGCCAGGAUCUCCGCAGAGCCCUGAGAUCUGAUUUUUUUUUGGGGGGGGGAUCUUGUUCCUUGAUUACUGGGAUCCUUACGAGCAGCUCCACAGAACACACACAAAGGAUGCUCUGAGCAGUCGUGAAUUGCCCUCUGUUCCCAGAGCAGGAAGGAUUAAAGAAUGAAUGAAAGGCACAGCUCAGUGCAGAGAAUGAGGCAGACCCUAUUUCCACAAUGAGGUUUCCUUCUGUGCGGUGCACCUCCAGGUCCUGGCCGGUGAGGGGCCUUGACCCCCAGUCCCUGUGACCUGCCUCCCCCUAUCUAGGCAGAGCCUGGAAUCCCCGGCCUGCUGCAAUGGGUGGGUUCUGAACGCUGGUAAUGAGGAGCACUGGGGUCAGCCUACCCUGGAGAUGCUGAAGAGAAGGGACAUUCUGGCUAUUGUACUGAUCGUUCUUCCCUGGACUUUGCUCAUCACAGUAUGGCACCACAGUACUCUGUCCCCGUUGCUCACUGCACACAAGGAGGACGGGACUGAUGGCCGGAGGGAUGCCAAUCCAGGCUCAGAUUCCAGGGAAUACUGUUCUUCGGAAAGGGAUAUAGUAGAAGUUGUCAGGACUGAGUAUGUAUAUACACGGCCCCCACCUUGGAUGGGUAACCUCCCAACCAUCCACGUCAUCACCCCCACCUACAGCAGACCGGUGCAGAAGGCCGAACUGACCCGCCUGGCCAACACGUUACUGCAUGUCCCCAACCUGCAUUGGAUCCUGGUGGAGGACUCUCAGCGGCGCACCCCUCUGGUCACUCGGAUGCUGCAGGACUCCGGCCUCAAUUACACCCACCUUAACGUGGAGACCCCACGUAAUUAUAAACUAAGAGGGGACACCAGGGACCCUAGAAUACCCCGCGGGACUAUGCAGAGAAACCUGGCCUUACGGUGGCUCAGAGAGACAUUUAACAAAAACAACAGCUUGCCUGGAGUGGUGUAUUUUGCAGAUGAUGACAACACUUACAGUCUGGACCUGUUCGAGGAGAUGAGAAACACCAGGAAAGUGUCGGUGUGGCCCGUGGCUUUUGUUGGAGGAUUGCGAUACGAGUCUCCCAAAGUGAACGCUGCGGGGAAAGUCUAUGGGUGGAAGACCGUUUUUGACCCACACAGACCGUUUGCAAUAGACAUGGCUGGCUUUGCCAUCAAUUUGCGGCUGAUACUGCAGCGACCGCAGGCAUAUUUCAAAUUAAGAGGAGUGAAAGGAGGUUACCAGGAAAGCAGUCUGCUGCGGGAGCUGGUGACCCUCAAUGACCUGGAACCAAAAGCUGACAAUUGCACUAAGAUUUUGGUAUGGCACACGCGGACAGAGAAACCAGUGUUGGUGAAUGAGGGGAAGAAAGGCUUCACAGACCCCAAUGUGGAAAUCUGACAACAAACUUACACCACAGAUGAGGUAAGAGAGAGAAGUUGGGAGUGUGUUCUCGAGCGCCGGUUUCCCCCUCCCCGCCCUGCAGCUCGCAAGGGGCUCCAUGUGUAAAUUUUCCAAGAAGCACAGCACAUGUGAUAAGAGGGAAGGAUGGAGAUGCAGAGAGCAAAAGACGUUUACUCCUCUUCCAGAGCAUCACCUUCCAAAACAUGCGGAUAACGGAAAUUCUGUCUGGAUGCUGAACGAUAAUCAUGGCGGCAAAGGUGCCAUCAACCAAUGACCACACAGCUUCACCUACUGAACAGAGCAGCAAGCACAGACCUAUUCCUCUGCUGCCACCUGCUGGUCAUUCUGUUGGCUGUCUGGAUAAAUUCAUCACUGCUCUUUACACAUAAGCAUGUUAUUCCAAAGCCCCAAAAAAAA